Molecule: messenger RNA, 234 nt
Organism: Ilyonectria robusta
Lineage: Eukaryota; Fungi; Ascomycota; Sordariomycetes; Hypocreales; Nectriaceae
Product: ankyrin repeat-containing domain protein
Exons: 1
Cellular component (GO): cytoplasm; nucleus
Molecular function (GO): protein binding
Source: RefSeq, a predicted model, not a curated record
CAAGAUAUUGACGGCAAGACGCAACUUCACCGGGCCGUCAUUUCCAAGGAUACGAGCCAGGUGCAAACCCUGCUUUUCGUCGGAGCUGAUGUCAGGAUCAAAGAUAAUUCAGGCAAAGAACCCAUCCACUACAGCGUAGUUGAUGGGGGCGCCGACAUGCUCGAGCAGCUUCUUCGAUAUAGGGCCGACAUCAACGCCAAAGACCUACUAGGCCGGUCGCCGCUUCACCUAGCA